CAAGCAGCGACACCUCUUCCCUCAAGACUAUAUAUUCAACUUUUUAAUAUGAAGAGUGAUUGCCGUGAAACAGUAAUAACCGUCAAUUGUUGCACAACUUCAAUAAAAUGAUCCAAAAUACAAAUUAAUUUAGAAUAGGAAAUUAACACGAAUGAACAAUGAAACAUAUUAGUGAUUCAAUUUACAGACGAACUACACAGCAAGUUUAUUGCAUUAUUUGUCGUCGAAUAACUAAAGAAAGAAGUAAAUUUUAAAGUUUGUUACAAGUUAGAUAACAAUGAUUUACAUUGGAAUUAAAAUAAUUUUCUGUAUCGCCUCCAUUUUGACUGCUGAAUUUUUGACAACCGAGGCGAAAUUCCUGAAUUUCAUUGAUAAUAUCAACAAAGUCGAGAGAUUUGAUAGCGUCUUUCUUUUCAAACCAUCAAAGGACCACUUUUCGUCCGAUUUAAAUGACAUCUUUAUUCGCAACCUCACAACUUCACUUCGUAUUCCAAUAAUUCUCUCAACAGAAGUCUCUUCUUUUUAUUUGAAGCGAGAAUUCAAUGAAAACCUUCUUACCAUCGUUCAAUUUGAUUCAAGUGAUCUAUUUCUUCAGCGACUAUUGGAACAUCUUCAACAUCUUCGGUUUUCUAAGACAAUUUUUGUGCUCAAGAAUAAUUCCUCCAGGAAUAAUUUGAAGAAAUUGCAGAAUAUUUUCAAUUUCUGUUGGUUGAAUAGAAUGGUUAAUGUUGUGGUAGUUUUUCAAGAUUUUGUAACUUCUUCGACUUACUACAGUUAUAGCAAUUUCGGACAAUUUACAAUCACAGAAUUCUUCUGGAUCAACAGAAACUCCGAUGUUUUUCCAAAUCGAAUGCAAAACCUGCAAAAUUCUUCAUUACCUGUUAUUUUUGGAGCAACAGAGCCAGCACAAGUCGUUUCUAAAACUGCUAACGGUAAUACAAUAAUUGGUGGCCAUAUUUUACACCUUUUCCAUACAUUUGCCAAAAAGCAUAAUGCAAUGUUGGAUACUUCGAAUGUAAAAGUUUCAUUUUCGUUCUAUGAUUUUGAUCAGCGUGUUUUUAGUGGCAAAGUUGAAAUCUCAGGUACGAGUUGGUUAUUUCUCGAGGAUUCAAUGGAUUGGCACUCAUAUCCACAUAGUUAUACCGAUUAUGGUGUAAUGUUGCCCAUAGAGCCAAACGUUCCCAUUUAUAAAAUUUUUGCUUUUGUAUUUCAUUGGGAAACAUUUCUAAUAUUAGUUGUGGUAGUGAUAUUACUUUCUACAGUGCUUACAGCAGUUGCUAAGUUGUCAGGAUCACAUCGAGGCUUUUUUAUUUUGGAUUACUUUAUCGACUGUUUUCGUGGGAUACUUGGACAAUCGUUUUCUGAAGAAUCAAAUUAUUCAUUUACUUCAAAACUGAUUUAUUCACUGAUAUUUUUACUUGGAAUAAUGAUAGUAACAUCGUAUGAUGCGUUUCUUCAGUCUUUCAUGACGGAACCUCCAAAGGAAAAAACUAUAAGAUCAUUUGAAGACCUUAAUUCAUUUGAUUUGAAGAUUGUUGCAUUGCAAUCAGACAUCGAUGAGACAUUAUUUAAACUAUCACCGACUAUAAUGAAGAAAUACUCAAAUUCAUUUCUAGGUGAAUCAAAUCUUAAAACUUUUUUAAAACACCGAGAUAGCCUUGAUGAUAAUUAUGCCUUUGCUCUUCCCAAAUACAAAUGGAAUAUUUAUGAAAAUCAACAAAAUUUCUAUGGUCAGCAAUUAUUUCGCUGGUCUAAGGAAUUAUGCUUCUUAAAAGAUAGGCUAGUGACUUUAACAAUAAAUGAGAAUUCAAUUUACAAACAAAUUUUAAACACUCAUAUCCUAGAAGUGCAAUCAGCUGGAUUGAUGGGUUUUUGGCAAAGAAAAGGAUUUCUUGAAUUAAUUAGACUUGGACGAAUUAAAAAGUUAGAUUUUGAAUUUGAAUUAAACCGGCGGCGACCGUUGAAAGUUGAAGAUUUCAAAUGGAUUUGGAUAGUGAUGGGAUUGGCGUAUGUUAUUGCUGGUUUGUGUUUUAUUGCAGAA
This is a messenger RNA of Episyrphus balteatus (marmalade hoverfly), 2041 nucleotides long. RefSeq lists its product as uncharacterized. NCBI's taxonomy places the organism in Eukaryota, Metazoa, Arthropoda, Insecta, Diptera, Syrphidae. The record is from RefSeq and is a predicted model, not a curated record. The transcript has a single exon. The annotation marks the transcript as partial.